Messenger RNA from Mangifera indica (mango), 2106 nucleotides. Its product is annotated as probable serine/threonine-protein kinase PIX13. The transcript has 6 exons. Lineage: Eukaryota; Viridiplantae; Streptophyta; Magnoliopsida; Sapindales; Anacardiaceae. Gene Ontology annotation, molecular function: ATP binding; protein kinase activity. Bases 680 to 1894 code for a protein of 404 amino acids. The record is from RefSeq and is a predicted model, not a curated record. Gene Ontology annotation, biological process: protein phosphorylation.
UGGAUAUUGAAAUGAAAUCAAUCUUCCUUCUGCCACUGAAAUUGAUGUCUUUCGACUGACUAGAAUUUUAUAAAGUAAACGCUGGGCUGCUGACGGGAAGUUGAAAAGAUGAAUGGAAUAAAGAAGCAAAAGCAGAAGUUAGUUACUGGACCAGCUUUUAGCUUUGAUUAGCUUUGAAUUUUAUUCUACAUCUUUGACUGACCAUUUUCAAAGACGCGGUAUUUGACCUGGAAAUAAUGUAGCAGCUGCACAGCACGGCAGUCUUCAUUUACCUGCGAAACUAUCGUUACAAUUUCUCCGUAAGACUCAGUCUUCUUCACUCGUACCUUUAAUUUAUGCUGUAUUUUAUUUCACGGUUAGGCUUAAAUUGUACUUAACCACAAAGCCCAAGUCAGAAGUCGGUGACCUGUAGAAUAAAAUUCAAAGGACUACUGGAAAUUCAGAUCUUCAAAGUUGAAGAACGAUAACCCCAUUUGAAUUUGGUGGCCGGUUUAAGGUUUUGAAUAAGGGAAAGAUUGAGAGUCGAAGAACUCUAUAUCAUCAUUAUCUGAUAUUGUUUUCUGUUUUUCGAUUUUUUAGUUGACAAUUAACCUGGAUAGGAACAAUCUUAUUUUCUUCCUCCUGUCUGCUUAAGAGUCGGUCAAAAAAUAAAUAAAGUGAGAAGAGAAGAAUUCUUCAGAUGGGCAAUUGCUGGGCUUCUCCGACUAAUGAUCCUGCACCAAAUGCUUCUGGUCAGCUGAGUAGUACAGUAGGGAUAUCUCAGACCACCCAGACCGUGUCUUCGGGGACGAGCAAUAUGUCCCGGAACAGCCAGUUCUCAGCAUCAAGUGGAGAUGAUGUUUUCCCGAAUGGGCAGAUUUUGCCCACCCCAAGCCUAAGGGUCUUCAAUUUUGCAGAACUGAAGGCUGCAACCAGGAAUUUCAGAAGUGAUACGGUGCUUGGAGAGGGAGGAUUUGGGAAAGUCUUCAAAGGUUGGCUAGAUGAGAAGGCCCCUGGGAAGAGCGGAAGUGGAACUGUAGUUGCCGUGAAAAAGCUGAACUCUGAGAGCUUGCAAGGAUUUGAAGAGUGGCAGUCGGAAGUAAAUUUUCUGGGAAGGCUUUCUCACCCUAACCUUGUAAAGUUGUUGGGAUACUGCUGGGAAGAAAAAGAGCUACUUCUUGUUUAUGAAUUUAUGCAGAAGGGUAGCUUGGAGAAUCAUUUAUUUGGAAGGGGCUCUUUUGUUCUGCCAUUGCCAUGGGAUAUAAGACUAAAGAUUGCGAUAGGGGCAGCUCGAGGCUUGGUUUUCCUGCAUACAUCUGAGAAACAAGUUAUUUACCGAGACUUCAAAGCCUCGAAUAUACUUCUUGAUGGGUCCUAUACUGCCAGGAUAUCUGAUUUCGGCUUAGCAAAAUCUGGUCCUUCAGCUAGUCAAUCUCAUGUAAGUACACGAGUUAUGGGCACAAGUGGUUAUGCUGCUCCAGAGUAUGUUGCCACAGGGCACUUGUAUGUAAAGAGUGAUGUGUAUGGUUUUGGAGUUGUAUUAAUAGAGAUUUUAACUGGUCUGCGAGCGGUGGAUACAAACCGUCCAAGCGGACAACACAAUUUGGUUGAAUGGAUCAAACCAUAUUUAUAUGAAAAAAGAAAGUUGAGGAACAUGAUAGACUCUAGGUUAGAGGGAAAAUAUCCCUCCAGAGCUGCAUACCAAAUUGCUCGGCUUGCCCUUAAAUGCAUUGAAAGCGAGCCCAAACAUCGCCCUGCAAUGAAAGAAGUACUUGAAACACUAGUACGGCUUGAAGCAUCUAAUGAAAAACCACGAGAACCCAGGAAUCAUUCUACUCGUCCUGUUGCUCAGCGGCAUGGCCAUCAGCCUUUGCCUCAUCGAUCUCCAAUUCAUGUCAGAAACAGUGUAAGAUAAUUUUGAUGCAUUUAUUUGUUACAUAUUAGAAGCAUAGUAUUGUUAUUCAUAAUGAGCAUUGUUCAUGUAUGAAACUCCCUCUCCCUUGACAAUGUGAAGUUGAGUUUAGUUGCAGCUAGUAAUACUAAUAUAUCCAUUCAGAAGAAUUGUACUUUGUUUCUGUAAUAUGUCAACAGAGUAUUGCUAUAAAUCCCUUUCCUUUUUGUUAGCAA